Ricinus communis (castor bean) is the source of this 1316-nucleotide messenger RNA. RefSeq names its product probable xyloglucan endotransglucosylase/hydrolase protein 23. Lineage: Eukaryota; Viridiplantae; Streptophyta; Magnoliopsida; Malpighiales; Euphorbiaceae. Bases 78 to 536 code for a protein of 152 amino acids. Gene Ontology annotation, molecular function: hydrolase activity, hydrolyzing O-glycosyl compounds. Gene Ontology annotation, biological process: carbohydrate metabolic process. The transcript has 3 exons. The record is from RefSeq and is a predicted model, not a curated record.
AUUCCAUCCUUCCCUAAACACACACAAACAUCCAUUUCUCAGCUUUCGAAAAGUAACUGACAUACAACAAAUAUCGAAUGGCUUCUUCAAAUUAUGUACUACUUCUUCUGGCCUCUUUGAUGGCUGCUUCUGCCAGCAAUUUUUAUAAUGAUUUUGAUAUUACAUGGGGAGAUGGUCGUGCUAAGAUACUCAACAAUGGUGAACUUCUUACUCUCACCCUUGAUAAAGCUUCAGGCUCAGGAUUUCAGUCCAAGAAUGAGUAUCUUUUUGGAAAGAUUGAUAUGCAAAUCAAACUUGUUCCUGGAAACUCUGCUGGCACUGUCACUGCCUAUUAUUUAUCCUCAAAAGGGUCUGCAUGGGAUGAGAUAGACUUUGAGUUUCUGGGGAAUUUGAGCGGUGAUCCUUACAUUCUUCAUACUAAUGUGUUUAGCCAAGGCAAAGGCAACAGAGAGCAACAAUUCUAUCUAUGGUUUGACCCAACUGCAGAUUUUUACACCUAUUCCAUCCUUUGGAAUCCUCAUCGCAUCAUUUUGUAGGUCGCGCAUGGAAUGAAAUUUCCGGUGAAGUUUAUUCCACGUGGAUGCCGGCGCUCUGGUAACCUAAACACGUAGAUACGGUGCAUUUACAUAGAUACGGUGCGUUUUAAAGCAAAAGCAGAAAUGUUGCGUUUUGCCUUAUAGAAACGGUGCGUUUUUCACAUAUUAAAUUGAAGAUCCUUGUUCCCAAAUGUAUCGUGCUUCAUAUGCCCCAAAUCCCUAAUUUCCAACUCAGUUGCAAUCUGUAACCCUAGUUUUUCUUAUUCUCGUGGUUGACAUUUGUCUGCUAGUUUGUAGGUCGCGCAUGGAAGAGGUAAUGGUGUUGUAUUAGGUUGAUUGAAAGAUUCAUUUGAAACUUUUGAUCCUGUAAUGCUUAAAUUGCGAGCUGGAUCAGUAGUUCGAUGGCUUCACCUUGACAUAUGAAUGUCUUCCUUAUACGAAAGAGGUAAUGAAUCAUUUGAAGGCUGAAAGGACGCAUUAGAAGAGAUAAUGAAAGUGAAGAUGGUAAUGGAGUCAACUAUUGCGGAAAACUUGAUGACUGCAGAAAGCUUGAUGACUGCAGAAAACUUGAUAAAUGCAGAAAACUUGAUUACUGCAGAAAGCUUAAUUCUGAGAAGAAAAUGCUACAAAGAGAGUGUCCUGAUGUGGUUUGAGAAAGUUUUGUAUUGUAUUACUCAUUGGUAUUGGUAUUGUAAUGCCAAUGAGUUUAGCUUAACUGUUGGAUAAAUGUUUAUUUUGUAAUUUGAACAGAAAUAUUGAAUAAAUGACAAUGUUAAUUUA